AUGCAUGUCUCCAAGGCAGCGUUCCUGGGAGAUGCGGUGGCCGUUGCCGCCGAGCGACAGAUGGCGCCUCAGUUCGCCAAGGGGAGGCUGCGGUACAUCGACGCCGCGCACCUCGUGAUGUUCGGCCUCGGGUGUGGGGGCGAUGAGGUCUCCAGCGGAGCCGCCAGAAGCUGGCGGUUCAAGAUCAAGAGCUACUUGGAGGACGUGGCCGACUCGGACGGGAUUGGGGCGGGCACGCUGGGCCACAGCGACUUCGCCGUGAGCGCGUCGCCCAGCGUGUUCAGGUUUUUUUGCGACAUGGACAUCUCACCUACCGACGUGGCGUAUAUCGCCACCGAGAUCGGAGCGCACAAGCUCAACCAACAAAAAGCACGAGCCCGGGCGAAGCGGGGCUCUUCGGCAUCGGGGAGCGCUGCCCCGCUCCAGGGCCACGGCUCCAGUCAUGCCAUGCCUGUGGCGGACCACGACGAGCCUCCCGCUGCCUGCGUGCCGCAUGCUGGCGGCGUGCCCUACGCCGAGUUCAGUCACGGCGAACUCGUCGCGGUGCUGGGCGUCCGAGACGCCACUAUAGAGGACCUUAAAGCGCGGCUGCACGAUGCGCAGAAGCUUAAGAGCUACCACAGGAAUAGGAACCAAGCGCUAGUGGCAAUGCUUCGGGCUACCGAGGAGGAGCGCGAGGCGUUGGUGCACAAACUCAACCUCCGCCCGAACUUGAGGAACGUGUCCGUCUACGGCGGGUAUGCCCUGCCCCUCAGCAGAAACGUCGGGCACGCUGGUGGCCAAGCAACGCUCGGAAUGAUUGCUGGGGGCGAAGAGAAGGGCGACCUGCACGACAAACACAUCGUGUACAGGUACGAGCAUCAUACUGCACAUGCCCUGCAAAUGAGGGCAGCUUCUGAAUACGAUGCGCUGGGCGCCUGCGAGAUGGAGGUACAUUGUUUCAAGUCGGAUGCGACCCACCAGGAAGCCAUAGACCACACCAAGAUCCAUUGUGCCACGGUCGCGUCGAUCGGGGUGCCCUCGCUCGCCCUUUUCGACGGAGACGAUCAGGGCGAUCUGAUGGCGCUCGCGGAACAGCUUGUGCACGUGCGGGCUGUGUGCGACCUUCAGAAUGUGGUGCAUGGCAAUGGGGCGGAGACGUAUGCGCUCUCGCUGCUGGAGCUGAAGUCGGUGUCUUGUCCGUCGUGGGAGGCUCGAGCCGACGAGGCCAUCGCCGCGGCCAGGGCGCCUGGUGCCGACGCCCGUCGCGUCGCCACAUAUUGCUUCGGGGCCGACGCGGGCCCCGACAAUCUUGGCAUGUGCAAGCGUAUCCGACAACGGCUUCUGGGUAACGACUCGGUGUCGUUCGUGAUGGUAUUUUGUUUCAUGCACCAGAUCCAUCUAGCGGUGCUGGCCAUGCUUACUAUCGUGGAGGAGUGGGAGUGGCCUGAUACGGGUGCUGACGGUAUGGCGGCGCCGCCUGGUAGAUACUUCUGCUCGGUGGCGACUGUGGCGAAUGUGUGGAGGACGCCUGGGUCGCAUCGGAAGAUCAAGGGCGCUGCUGCCCGACUAUUUGAUGGGCACGUCAGUGAAGCGUACUUCGGCCGCCUGCCCGGGCGCCCCUUGCGCGGCAGAUGGGGUCGCAUCAGCGACGUCGAGAAACUCCUGGCGGCUGCCCGCAAGUACAUAGGACAAGUCUUCGCCAAGGUCUGGCAGAAAGACGUCGCAGCUGCGAAGUCCGCGCAGCCCGCGGAGGCUGGGGUUCACAAUUGGGCUCAGAAGGCCGUCGGCAAGAACAAUCAGCUGCUGAAGGCGGCCGAUAAGUUGGGAACAACCUACGUUGGACCUACUCCCCUCAGCGAGCUCGUUGGAAGCAAGUCGAACGACAUCUACCAGAAGAUUUGCGCCUUGCUCACGAGUACGGCCAUGGACGAGGACACCGUGUGGGGCCCCUUGUGGGAGUCGCUGCAACACCGCGAGGUGCGGGCCUCCGCGUGCGCUUUGAUAGUGAGGUUGGUCCUUGCAGAGGCGGCGAGCUGGGAGCACCGCGUGCGCACCAAGGUUACGUCCUUCCCCUUGCUGCUCUUGAGGAUGGUGGAGCAGCCUCCGCACGAGUUCGACCCCGUGAGGCAACUGGUCGCCACGGAGCUCAUGACGACUGACGAUUGCUGCCUUCAGGAUGGGGGCUGCCCGCGCCGCCUUUACAAUGCGCUGGUGCUUCUGCGCAGCAAGCUGCCGCUGGAUAACCAGGACCUGGAAGGGAUGAACAGCAUCCUCCAACAAAUGGCGAAGCUCGCUCCCCGCCUGAAGCUCCCCAUGGCGACGGCGCGGAUGGUCAUCAAGAAGAGCCCCGACAUCACCGCCCAGGAGUGGCAAGCGUUCAGGUUUUUGCCGAUCACGUCGGACCAGCUUCUACCAGAGCCUCCACGCUUCAAGCCUUGCAAGCAUCAAGCUCCAACAGAUGCUGCCCGGGCGUGCGGCCUGUCCCUGGCGGCGUAUGCCGAGCUCGAUAUCGACGUGCGCCACAUGUAUCACGUCAGCGGGAGGAAAGAUGUGUACUUCGUGCUGUGCUGGUCGUAUUCAUGCCACUUGUGGGUUGCACUGGGCUCCGUUGAUACCUUCUUUGGGCCGAAGUGUUUUACCCUGAACCAGCCGCUGGAGACAUUGCCCCUGCGCGACUUCCUACUGCGACGUGGAGGGCUCCAGGCUCCGCCGCAAGGCGACGGGCUGUCGAGCAAACGACGGCGUGUAGGUGAGGACCUCGAGCUGACGCGAGAGACGCUCGUGUGGAACGCCGUCUUCCAGGCAAACGUUACGCCCCACAGCAGGGCCACCGUGACGCUGACGCCGCGCCCGCCGCGGAAGCAGGAAGACGGGGUCACGGAGGCCGACGAUGACCAGGUGGACCCAUGGGCCCAGGAGUUGGAGUCCGAGCUCGGCCGCAUCAUGGAGGAAGUCGAGGCGAGAGAGGCAGAGGCCGCAAAGCUAGAAGAAGGCUUCGAGGACCAGCUGGAGGCGGCCGAAGACGCAGUCCUUGACGAGAGCGGCCACGCAGACGAGCCAGAUGAACCCGAGCGCCCCCGACCUGCGGCGGGAGCAGCAGUCCGCCCACUUGAGCCCGAGGAUCCCCUCAUCGAGGGGAUAAAGGAGCGAGUGCGGGUGAAUAAGGAGCGACUGCGCCUUGCUUGGGGGCAGAUCGCCACCCAGUCCCCCGCCACCCAUCCGAUGCGCCAUGGAGUGAUCUCGCUGAUCAAGCGCGGAGACCUCGUGAUGUUUGUGCGGUGGACGACAAGGCCAGGGAAGUGUAGGCAGAUCCAGCUCGACCGCUACAAUAGUAUCUGUACUGUGGGCCCUGUCCCAGAGAUCGACUUGAACGACGGCAACUACGAGGUGAUCAUUCGGGACACCAUGACCAUCAUGCUCCAGACAUCGGCGGCCGGGCGCCCGCCCAUGACGCCGUGGGCGCUCACGCUGCAGACCCGCGCCAACACGCGCAUGUUCCAGGGGCCGUUCGCUUCGAACGAGCUGGAGUGCGUGUCGUGCCAGGGCGACAUCCUCGGGGGCAUGGGCGGGGACCCAGAAUGGCGCGUGCAGCUCCAGCUGUGCAUGUGCACAUGUUGCUUAUCUCCGUGGCACAACGCCUGCGUCGACAUGGUAGCCGACGACGGUCACCCGCGCGAGGGGUUCGUGUGCCCUGCGUGUAGCGAGGCGGGCUUCUUCGCCCCCUAG
Messenger RNA from Prorocentrum cordatum, 3708 nucleotides. NCBI's taxonomy places the organism in Eukaryota, Dinophyceae, Prorocentrales, Prorocentraceae. The record is from the annotation of a GenBank genome assembly.